Molecule: messenger RNA, 1565 nt
Organism: Daphnia pulex (common water flea)
Lineage: Eukaryota; Metazoa; Arthropoda; Branchiopoda; Diplostraca; Daphniidae
Product: elongation of very long chain fatty acids protein AAEL008004-like
Exons: 3
Coding region: 642-1454 (270 amino acids)
Biological process (GO): very long-chain fatty acid biosynthetic process; fatty acid elongation, polyunsaturated fatty acid; sphingolipid biosynthetic process
Cellular component (GO): endoplasmic reticulum membrane
Molecular function (GO): fatty acid elongase activity
Source: RefSeq, a predicted model, not a curated record
AAAGCCCUCUGAUAUGACGCUUUGUUUCCAUUGGUUGAAUUUUGUAAAUUUUGUUCUAGAAUAAACUCACAUAAUAUGGGGGUGGUGGCCAUGAGACAGGGCCCCAGGCUCACACGCAGGUAUAGGGAUUUUUUUUAAUUUUUUUUUUACCUGAGAUGCUUUCACUUCCUUGAACUAUUGGUUUUCUCCAAAGGUGAAUAAAAGGGUUAAUCCAUUUUCUAAGAAAAAAUUUCUUCAUUUUUAUUAACACCUGUAGAUUUAAAAAAAACAAAAAAACAAAACAUCCAAGGUUUUCGCAAGUAUUUUGAAAACAUCAUCUAAGAAAAAACGUAAUUAGCUAGUACAUCCCUUCCUCUCUCUCCAUCCGCUUCGUUGUGCACCUCCCCCCAAAAAAUAGAAAAGAAAAAAGAAUAAAAAAUAUCAUUAAUGUAUAAAAGGAACGACUCGUAGGGUUGAGAGCACCAUUUGACCGGUUGGAUGGAUCGACCAACAUCAAAAGACCACUAAUUCAACGAGACUUUUUAUUAUCAAGCUAUAUAGAAAGAGAGAGGGAGCCGCAUGUUUUAUUUCUCCGUGCUGCGACGUCAUAGAAGAAAGGAAAAGAAAUUGAUCCCGUCUAGCGCUAGACACAUACCGCAAUCAUGGGCUCCAUUGUUCAAUCCUUUAUUGGCGAAUGCAGCCGAGUCUGGGACUUGAGAGACAGGCGGACGGACGGAUGGUUCCUAGCCGAGUCUCCGCUCACGCCCGUGCUCUUUUGCGUCAUCUACCUGCUCUUCGUGAAAAUCUGGGGCCCGAAAUUGAUGGCCAAUCGUUCGCCGUUCCAGUUAAAGGGCCUCCUGAUCGUCUACAACUCGUUUCAAAUCGUUUUCAACGGCUGGAUGUUCUACCGCAUUUGCCGUCUGACGUGGUUCAACGGCUACAGUUUCGUCUGCCAGCCGGUGGACUACUCGGCCAGCGAGGACGGCCUCCAGGAAGUCCUGAUGGGCUACUGCUUCUACGUGUCGAAGCUCAUCGAUUUCCUCGACACCGUCUUCUUCAUCCUGCGCAAGAAGAACAAUCAAAUCACUUUCCUCCACGUUUUCCAUCAUUUCGUCAUGGUGCUGGCCUGCUUCGCCGGAUUCCGCUUCAUGACGGGCGGCCAGAGUGCUUUCACGCCGACUUUCAACACUUUUGUGCAUUGCGUCAUGUAUUUCUACUAUCUGAUGGCCGCCAUGGGCCCACGCUACCAGAAAUAUCUCUGGUGGAAGAGGCAUCUGACCGCUUUGCAGAUGAUUCAAUUCCUCUGCGUCGGACUGCACGGCAUGAUGCCCUUCUUCGCCGACUGCGGCUUCCCCAAAAUCUACUGCUGGUACUGCGUCUUCCAGUCCAUCAUGUUCUUCCAGCUCUUCAACAAUUUCCACUCGAAAACCUACCGGCUGCAAGAUAUUAACGCCAACAACAACAAAAUGAACUAAAAACUAAAAGACAAAUCUGCAUUUGUAUUUUAGUUUGUAACUGUAAAUUUCGAAAUUACCGCUCAAUCUAAAUGAAUUUUUUUUUUGAAAUAAAAAUGUUUUAUGUUUCAA